Molecule: messenger RNA, 1145 nt
Organism: Vigna unguiculata (cowpea)
Lineage: Eukaryota; Viridiplantae; Streptophyta; Magnoliopsida; Fabales; Fabaceae
Source: RefSeq, a predicted model, not a curated record
CCAUCAUUACUAAUAUCAAAAUCAAAGUAACAAAGUUACUUUCUUUUCCUCUCACCCACUUCCACCUAAGAUUUAGACCGUUGCUAAAUUAAACCUUUUCACUUUGUCAAGUUCUACUACAUUGAUGAAAGGCAAAGAAUCUCUAAGUAUAAGCUGUAUUAAACUGUUGAUUAUUCAAUCAGCCACAGAUACAAAAAAGACACUACCCAAACCUUCAAAUUCUUCAAAAAUUCUUCUCAUUCAUCAUGGCUGACACAAAAACAAACAGCAAAAUCUCACUGCCUCAAACCCAUCAACCAAACCCCAAUCUUGAGCCUCUCUUGCAUGCCCUUGAUCCCAUAUCACUGAUCCUCAACCAGAAUUCCAAUUCUGACAACCCUUUUCCUCUGAGACUCACCUCAGUAGACAGUUUCGUGUUGGAGAGAGGACCCAAUUACACUGCGUAUGCCGAGUUGAGAGAAUCCAGGUUGCACAUGAAGUGUUUGAUGCAAGACCGGAAACAACAGGCUCAGGUAUCGGAACCAACCACAAAACCUGCAACACCACCAAGGAAGAAACAGGUCAAGUUUCAAGCUUGUGAGAAAAUCUCAAAAGGGUCCUUUUCUAUUGCUCAGUCGGUGCCAGAUUUUUCUGCUGCGUUAAGGAAAGAGAAUAGGAAGCCUGUGAAUACUCCGCCUUCAAUGACACCACCAAGCAAGAGUGGUAAUGGGGUGGUUUUGAGUUCAAGGGGGAGCAAGUCAGUCAGUGUGAUGGCUCGGAAGAGCUAUGCCUGCAUUGAUGAACUUAAGGUUUUGUCUUCUGCUACAGCCAUUGCCAUCAAUGGUGAAGGUAGAGGUGGAGGAAGGAGUAACAAGGUGAUGGGAAAGACAGUUUCAGGACACACCAGACAGUUUUGAAUGCUGGUGUUCUGGAAAUGUUGUUUCCUUAAAUUUGGACUUGUUCUUUAUUGGUUGAAUUUGUUGGCUUUGGGAGGCUCUGGAAAUGGUUGUGUGAUUUAUCUUUUUAUUUCCAUUCAUUCUAUUUUCUGAUCUCUUUCUGAGGAUCCUACUGUAUAAUGUAAACUUGUAAAGUUAAGGUGUAUGUAAAAGUGUUUCUCGCUGUAACACUGAUAUAGGAAAUACACAGUUUUGCAUUUCUUCUUUAAA